Messenger RNA from Dermatophagoides farinae (American house dust mite), 4197 nucleotides. The record is from RefSeq and is a predicted model, not a curated record. NCBI's taxonomy places the organism in Eukaryota, Metazoa, Arthropoda, Arachnida, Sarcoptiformes, Pyroglyphidae.
ACAAUAGAAAAUGAAUCCAUUAAAUGAUAAUAAAGGAAAACAUCAUCAUCAUCAUCAACAACAACGACAAGAUUCAGCCUUUACAUUCAAUUAUCUUUAUACCUGUGAUAUUGAAGAUGUUUUAUUUCGUGUGAAAAUUGUAAAUCUUGAUGGUAUUUUACCACCACAUAGUAAAAAUUCAUCACAACAUACAACACAUGGUGCUGAUUCAUCCAAAUCAUCAUCAUCAUCACCAUCAUCAUCAUUCAAUUUUACCAGUGUCCAUAAUCAUUACGAAUAUAAUAUUGUUGAAGAUGAAAAUAAUUUCACAUUUAUUGAUGAUAUAAUUAGCUCCGAUGAUGAUGAUGAUGAUGAUAAAGAUGAUGAAAAUAAAAAUGGUGGCCAUGAUCAAAGUGGUGAUAAAUUAGAUGAUAAUGAAGCUACAACUAGUGGAAUUGAAUCUGAUGAAUAUCGUGCUCAUCAUCAUCAUCCACAGCAGCAGCAAUCAUCAUCAUCAUUUCUUCAUCCGAUUUCAGCUCAUGACAAUAGUUUGGAUUACAACAAAGAAUUGAAAAAGAAACAAAAGAAAAAGAAAAAAUUGAAUGAAAUUAUUUUUGGCAAUCUGAAUCAACCAUUUCGUGCAUUAUCAAAUCAUCCAUAUCUAACUUGUGAUUUAAUAUCAAAUGGACGACGAUUAUGUCCACCACAACAGACACAAUAUCGACAGAUGAUUAAUCGUUAUGAAUGGAAUGAAUGGCUUUCGUUUUCAUUGACAUUGGAUACAUUGCCACGUGAUACAAUCAUUUGUUUCACCAUUUGGGAUACAAUUUGUCCUGGUAAAAGUGCUGCCGUUGCUCGUACCAGUAUGACAUUGUUUAGCAAACGUGGCUGUAUGCGUAAAGGUUUAUAUGAUUUACGAUUAUUUUUCAAUGAAGAUUGUAAAGAAUAUUAUUACAAUGGCCAAACGAAAAUGACGAAUCCAACAAUGGUGGUGGAACAACAGCCACCACCAAUAUCAACAAUAAGUAAUGAUAUUAUCACCACGGAUAUUGUUUUAACCGACAUAAAUCUAACAAGUCGUAAACAUCGAAAAAAUGAAUUAGUAAUCAAUGAAAAUGAUUUAAUACCAAAACUACGAAAACAUUUAAAUCUUGGCCAUUCAAAAGAUUCACAAUUAUUUCAUUUUAAUAAUCAACAAAAUCGUAAAUUACAACAACAACAAAUGAAAAAUUUUCAACCAGAAUCAUUGGAAUUUACAUCCACACAGCAAUAUUUUGAACAAGAUCUAAGUAUGUAUCCAAUUGGUACUGGUGAUAAGUCGAAAAAAAUUCAACGUUUUAAUAAGCUUAAAAAACGAUAUUAUAAUAACCAAUUGCCAAAAAGAGAAUCUCAGGAUAGACGAGCAUUUGCUGAAAUUGAAAAACAAACCGUUAUGGAAAAAUCACUUAGCACGUUUGUAUUUCUUACCGUUGAAUUUCCAAUCAUAAUAAUGGAUGGUAUUGAACAUACGGCUGUUUAUUUCGAAGAUAAAGAUGACCAAUGUUGUCAAUAUGAUAUCAUUGAUAAAGAUAUCGUAACCAUACAGGAUCCAGAAAUGAAUCUACCGAAUUUAGUUGAAAUUAAACAUCAUGCAUUAGCACGUUCAGCACGAUCAGGUAUCUCAUUGCGUGAUCUUAAACCAAAUGCAACCAUACGUAAUCAAUUGAAUGCAAUUGUUAAUUAUCCAUCAACACAACAAUUGACCAGUGAAGAACAGGAUUUAAUUUGGAAAUUUCGUUUCUAUCUACGUAAUCAGAAAAAAGCAUUGACAAAAUUCCUGAAAACAGUUAAUUGGCAAUCAAUAUCUGAAGCUGAACAAGCAAUCGAAUUAAUGAAUGAAUGGUCACCGAUGGAUGUGGACGAUGCUCUGGAACUAUUAUCACCAUAUUUUACACAUCCAGCUGUUAGAAAAUAUGCUGUCGGUAGAUUGAAAGAAUCGGCAUCAGAUGAAGAUCUACUUUUGUAUCUUUUACAAUUAGUACAGGCAUUGAAAUAUGAAAAUUUUCAGGAAAUUCGUCAAGCACAUGAAAAUGAAUUAUUGGAAUAUCAACAACAACAACAACAACAACAGCAGCAGCAGCAACAACUUCAACAACAUGCAAUUCAUCGUGAACGUAAAUCACAAUCGGAAAGUAUCUCAAGUACUACCGAUACUUUAAUGCCAGAAUCGAUGAAAAUAUUUGCAUCAACACCAUCUUCGAAUACUUCUACCAUUGUUUCAACUUCUACAACGGUGGAUACUACCACUGUUGAUCAUCCAUCAUCAUCAUCGAUCAUACAACAGCAAGGAAAAUCACCAACACGUGAUAAACAACGUCGUUUACAAAAUGAUGAUAAUCUAGCAACAUUUCUACUGAAUCGUUCAUGUCAAAAUGAUGAAUUGGCCAAUUAUUUUUUCUGGUAUCUUUGUGUUGAAUGUGAAGGUGCUAAAAGUUUCGGAUCAGGUUCCAGCACUGCUGCUGUUUCUUCUGGUGUUGUUGAACCCAAAUCAUCCACAUCAUCGACAACGAAUAUUCAAAUUUUUCCAAGUGUCAUGUCAUCUGUUGCCACUAAUUCAUAUCUGGUACCUCCACCACCUCCAUCAAUAAUUGAAUGGGAAAAUGAACAACAUCAACAACAACAACAACAACAACAGCAGCAAAAACAAACAAAAUUACCAGCAUCAAGUGUGAAUGAAUUGAGUGGAUCAUAUUCAAUAACGAAUGUAAUCGACAUGUACAUUAUAAUGAUGCGAAGAUUUAGUACACGAUUAUUGUGUGGUACACCUGAAAUGGUUCAUCGACGUCAUUUUCUAUUACGGCAACAAGAUUUUGUUGUAAAAUUAGUGGAAAUUAUGAAAGAAAUUGCACGUGAAAGUGGUAAUCGAAUGAAAAAAAUUGAAAAACUUCAAUCCAUCCUUGAAUCACCGGAGCCACAGUUUCGUUUUAAUUUCAAUAAAAAUGAUCCACUACCAUUGCCAUUGAAUCCAACCAUACGAAUAAUUGGUGUGGCCAGUAAAGAAGCUUUGCUUUAUAAAUCGGCAACAAUGCCAGCCAAACUUGGUUUUCGCACAACAUCUGGUCAGAUAUUUUGGACAAUAUUCAAAAAUGGUGAUGAUCUUCGCCAAGAUGAUCUUGUAUUGCAGAUGAUAAAUUUAAUGGAUAAAUUAUUGCGUAAAGAAAAUCUGGAUUUAAAACUAACACCAUAUCGUGUAUUGGCCUGUAGUAGUAAACAUGGUUUUGUACAAUUUAUUGAUUCACAAUCGGUUGCUGAAGUUAUGUCGAUUGAAGGAUCCAUACAGAAUUAUUUACGUAAAAUUUCACAUUUUACAAACACAACACCGACAAUUUCAUCCAUGAAUGAUGAUGAUUUUCAGGUUGUAUCCACUACGUGCACAGCAACAACAAUACAAUCAUCAAGUGGUAGACAACGUGGAAUAACAGCAGCAGCAGCAGCAACAACAACAACAACAACAACAAGUGGUUCAUCACCAUCAUUAUCGCCAUCAUCUGGACUGAAUCAAAUGGGUAUUUCAUUGGAAAUUAUGGAUGCCUAUAUUAAAUCUUGUGCCGGUUAUUGUGUCAUUACCUAUCUAUUGGGCGUUGGUGAUCGUCAUUUAGAUAAUUUACUCAUGACAAAAACUGGUCGUUUAUUUCAUAUUGAUUUUGGUUUCAUUCUUGGACGUGAUCCAAAACUAAGUAAACCACCGAUGAAAAUUACACGUGAAAUGGUCGACGCUAUGGGCGGAAUGGAUUCGGAAAAUUUUUAUAAAUUCUGUUCAUUUGUACGGACAGCAUUUUUACAUCUACGUAGACAUGCAAAUCUUAUAUUGAAUUUAUUUUCAUUAAUGAUCGAUGCAAACGUGCCUGACAUUGCAUUAGAACCGGAUAAAACUGUACAAAAAGUUCAGGAUAAAUUUAAAUUAGAAUUAAAUGAUGAACAAGCUGAUCAUUAUAUAACGGAACAAGUUGAACAAAGUGUUCGUUCCAUAAUGCCAGUAGUGGUGGAUCAAUUACAUAAAAUGGCACAGUAUUUACGAAACUAAAUUGGUGGCGUCCUGAAAUUUUGUGUGGAUCAAAAUCAUGAUGAUCAUGUGGAAUGUUUAUAAACCACCUCUUUUUUAUUUUCUCAUUCACUAAAUGCUCAGGCAAAAUCUUCCAUAUCUUUCAUAUUUAUAUAAAUUGUUGGAAACUUUUAUAA